AUGACAACUUUGUUGUUUCCAGGCCUUUUUCGGUUUCUCUGCCUCUUCCUGGGUUUCUCUUGCAGCCUACCAUCAUUAGGAAUCUGCGAUGAACCACCGAGCGAUAGACAAGCCCUCCUUUGCUUCAAAUCCCAGCUCUCGGGUCCGGCUGGAUUUCUAGCUUCAUGGACCAACACGUCCACGGAGUUCUGCGACUGGCACGGAAUCACCUGCGGCGUGACGUCCCCCCGGCAUGUCAUUGCGCUUAACCUUGAAUCCCAAGGCAUCUCAGGCACCAUAGCACCUUGCAUUGCCAAGCUCACUUGGCUGACAAGGCUCCAGCUGUCGAACAAUAGCUUCCAUGGCGCUGUGCCGUCCGAGCUUGGCCUCCUUAGCCGACUCACCAACCUCAACCUCAGCAUGAACACUUUGGAAGGUAACAUCCCACCUGAAAUCUCUGCAUGUUCCCAGCUCCAAAUUCUGGGUUUGUGGAACAACUCCCUCCGUGGAGAGAUCCCACAUAGCCUUAGCCAGUGCAAGCGCCUUCAAGAGAUUAACCUUGGCAACAACAAGCUCCAGGGGAGCAUCCCUCCUGCUUUCGGAGACCUUCCUGCGCUGCGCAUGCUAGUUCUUGCCAAAAACAUGCUUACCGGCACCAUACCUCCGUCUUUGGGCAGCAGUCGCCAUCUCACAUAUGCCGAUCUUGGGACGAAUGCCCUCGGAGGGGUCAUCCCACAGUCCUUGGCAAAUAGUUCAUCUCUUCAAGUACUUAGGCUCAUGAGCAAUGGUCUUACUGGGGAACUCCCAAAGGCUCUGCUCAACACUUUGUCACUUGGUGCCAUUUUCCUUGAAAAGAACAAUUUUGUUGGUUCGAUACCUUCUGUUACUGUCGCAUCGUCCCCUAUUAAGAAACUCUCUUUAAGGUUUAACAAUCUUUCAGGAGGAAUACCUUCCUCACUAGGGAACCUUUCUUCCCUAGUUCAUCUUUAUCUUACAAACAAUCAUUUAGUUGGGAGCAUCCCAGAGAGGUUAGGUUAUAUUCCAACACUAGAGAUAUUGACCUUGACUACGAACAACUUAUCUGGGCAGGUUCCACCGUCCAUCUUCAAUAUGUCAUCCCUGAAAAGUCUCACCAUAGCAGAAAACUCACUUGUCGGCAGAUUACCCUUAGACAUUGGCUACACCCUCCCCAAUAUACAGGACCUAAUACUCUCAUAUAACAGUUUUGAUGGACCAAUCCCAUCCUCUCUUCUCAAAGCAUACCACCUACAAAGGCUUGACCUGAACACUAAUAGAUUUACUGGACUCAUACCAUUCUUCGGCUCAUUGCCAAAUUUAGUGCUACUCGAUUUGGCAAUCAACAAACUAGAAGCAGAUGAUUGGGGCUUUGUCUCUUCACUAUCUAAGUGCUCCAGACUGAACAUGUUGGCCCUGGAUGGGAACAAUCUCAAUGGGAAAUUGCCAAGUUCUAUUGGGAAUCUUUCAAAUAGUCUUGACUACUUGUGGCUAAGUAGCAACAAAAUUUCUGGACCUGUACCAUCGGAGAUUGGCAACCUCAAGAGCCUCAUUGGCUUGUAUAUGGGUGACAAUCUUCUCACCGAUAAUAUACCAUCAACAAUUGGGAAAUUGUACAAAUUGGUUGAUCUAUCCUUUGCGCAAAACAGGCUUUCGGGUCAGAUUCCAGAUACUGUUGGCAAUCUUGUCCAGCUGAGCACGCUGGAAUUGGAUCAUAACAGCUUCAGUGGAAGAAUACCUGCAAGUAUAGGACAAUGCACUCAACUCACCAUACUCAACCUUGCUCACAACUCACUAGAUGGGCGUAUACCAAGUAAAAUCUUGACAAUCUCUACGCUUUCUAAAGAGCUGGACUUGUCAAACAACUACUUGUCUGGAAGAAUGCCAGAUGAAGUUGGAAGUCUCCUUCAUCUGAAGAAAAUCAACAUGUCAAAUAACAGGUUGACUGGCAACAUACCAUCAACUCUCGGCCAGUGUGUUGAUCUGGAGUAUCUUGAGAUGCAAAACAACUUCUUUGCAGGAAAAAUUCCACAAACAUUUUCCAACUUAGUCAGCAUAAAACACAUGGAUAUUUCUGGGAACAAUUUGUCUGGAAAAGUACCAGAGUUCCUCAAAUCCUUGAAAUCACUGCAAGGCCUGAAUUUAUCCUUUAACCACUUUGAUGGAGCAGUUCCGACAGGUGGUGUUUUUGACAACAUUGGUGCAGUUUCACUCCAAGGAAAUGAUCAUCUGUGUACAAUUGUCCCGAUGAGAGGUAUGUCUCUUUGUAUGGCUCUGUCUGACAGCAAAAGAAAGCAGAAGCCACUGGUUCUAGUCCUAGUGAUUCUAUUGCCAAUUGUUGUUGCCACUGCAAUCCUUUUCUCUUGUAUGGCAACAAUUUAUAGGAGGAAACGGAUGCAAGCAAAUCCCCAUUUGCAACAUGACAAUGCGCACGUAAAGAAGCUAGAGAAGAUAUCAUUUGAGAAGAUAUCAUAUGAAGACUUGGUAAGGGCAACUGAUAGGUUUUCUUCUGAAAACUUAAUUGGUUCUGGAUCAUUUGGAAGGGUUUAUAAGGGAAGUCUGCAGUUUCAAGCAGAUCAAGUUGCCAUCAAGAUUUUUGACCUUGACAUUACUGGGGCAGAUAGGAGCUUCAUAGCAGAGUGUGAAGCCCUAAGAAAUGUUCGCCAUCGGAAUCUUGUAAAAAUCAUUACCUCAUGCUCUUCUGUGGAUCAUACUGGGGCAGAUUUCAAGGCCCUAGUGUUCCCAUACAUGCCAAAUGGGAACCUAGAAAUGUGGCUACAUCUAAAAGAUCCUGAAGAUGGUGAAAAGAAAAUUCUGAGUUUAAGCCAAAGGACUAACAUAGCCUUGGAUGUGGCAGUUGCUUUGGAUUACCUUCACAAUCAGUGUGCACCUCCAGUUAUACACUGCGACUUGAAGCCAAGCAAUAUACUUCUGGGUCUUGACAUGGUUGCGUACGUCAUCGACUUUGGCCUAGCAAGAUUCUUGUUCGGCACAGCAAAUGCACAUCAAGAUAGUUCAGCAAGUUUGAGCCGCUUAAAAGGAUCCAUAGGAUACAUCCCACCAGAGUAUGGAAUGAGCGAAGAGAUAUCAACCAAGGGUGAUGUCUAUAGCUUCGGAGUGCUUCUGUUACAACUGAUAGCAGGGUGUAGUCCAACUGAUGAAAAAUUCAACGAUGGUAUAAGCCUUCAUGAAUUUGUUGAUAGAGCAUUUACAAAGAAUAUUCGUGAGGUUGUUGACCCCACAAUGCUACAAGAUAGCAGCAAUGCAACUGACAUGAUGAAGAAUUGCGUCAUCCCACUUUUAACAAUAGGCCUCUCUUGCUCCAUGACGUCACCCAAAGAGCGGCCGGGUUCAGACUUCAGACCACUCCAUGGCCUCAACGAGGUCGCACGCUUCGGUGGCUCCGCCAUUCCUGAGCAGCCCCCCGAGGAGGUAGUUCCAGGAGUUGCCAUAGGGGUCGCAGCUCCCCCUUCUUCAUUUCGUCAAACACCUGGCGGGCACCCUGGAAGUCGCCGGCCUUGCACUUUGCCGCCGAUGUGGCGUUUUAAUAGCUGGUCCUCCUCAGUCACCCACACGGCCGCGUCGAAGUCGCCGAUCGAGGCCGAGCAGCGAGAGGCACGGGCCGCCGGCACCGUCGAAAGUCCUCAGAGUCGCCCUCACCGUGCCAUCCACGCUCGACCUCGCCGUGGCCAAAAGGAACGCGAACGCCUGCUCGGUAAGGAGAGCCGCCGCGCGGACGCUUGCUCGAGGGCGUGGGCCAUGGCGGGGUGGUCGGCUAGCCUGCAGGUCUUCUGGACAAGCAGGUUGUUGUCGCGCGCGCUCAGGGAGAACUUUAUUCCAUCUUCAUGA
This is a messenger RNA of Triticum turgidum subsp. durum (durum wheat), 3843 nucleotides long. The record is from the annotation of a GenBank genome assembly. Lineage: Eukaryota; Viridiplantae; Streptophyta; Magnoliopsida; Poales; Poaceae.